UCUCGGCCGAUUGAGACGCGUGUGCUCCAAGAAGAAAAUCGGGCUGGGACGUGCCAAUUGGAUAGCUGCCUUUUGUGAACGGAUCCGUUGAAACCCGAACGGCGGGCAUAACUUUUAUUGUCGCUUAAUUAAUUUAUAUUAAUUUGUAUGCAAUCAAAUGAACAAACAGCAAAGAGACAUCGCGAGUUAAAAAUUGUAUCGUGAGUGAAGACAUAAUUAACGGAAAUAUUUGGCUUUUUGUGAUAGUGAAUAAAGUAAAUAAGCAGUUUGCGCUGGAUAAAGAUCGGUUAAUCUUUGAAUAAAAAAAAUGUUCCACUAGAGAGAAGUCACUGGAGAAAUGGUCAGUCCUUCGCCCGUCCGAAGUGGAGGAUAUACCCUACCCCACAUAAUCCCCAAUGAGAUGGAGAAUGAUCUGGACAAGCGGGUGGCUACACCACCACCUCCAUCAGCUCCUCCUGCACCUGCGAGUUCCGAUGUCAUUGCAGAUGUGGUGGGCGACUUCGGCAUCUGGCAGCUGAGAACCAUCCUGAUCAUCUUUCUGUGCAAGAUCCCCGCUGCCUGGUUCAUGGCCUGCAUCAUAUUCACUGGACCGGAAUUGUAUCCCGGCUCGGAGUUCAUCUGCGACACUAGCUAUCUAACGAGCAGUAGCAACUCCAGCUACAGUGUUUCCGAUAACCAGUGCUAUGUCCUGGAGGAUUCCACUGGCAUCCGCAGCGAGUGCGAACAGUUUACUUACUUUUCCAGUUUCGACUCCUUGAUCAUGCAGUUUAACCUGGUUUGUUUGCGAGAUAUCUUUGUGGCCUGGACGCAGUACUGGCAUCUGUUUGGAGUCCUUGUCGGUGGUGUGGUAGGCACCAAGAUGAUGCUGGGGAUCAGUCCGAGGAGCACUUACUGCGUGGGCGCCGUUGCCCAGAUAGUUUGCGGGGUGGUAACUGGCUACGCCAGGGAUUUCAGUCUACAUUGCGCUUUCCGCUGCCUCUCCGCUGUCUGUUGUGCAAUUAUGUUUACAGCUGGUCAGGCUAUAUUUGCCGACAUAACGGCGGGAAUGCAUCGAGUGGGUGCCAUUAUCCUGUACGACACCUUCUGGUCCAUCGGAGUGAUCCUGCUGCCCGGUCUUUCCUCCUUCUUCAACAGUUGGUCGCUGAUCUAUGUGGGGAUCACAUUCCCCACCGUCAUGUUGAUAGCGUUGCUCUACUGGACACCGGACUCCCCACGCUGGCUACUCCGACAUGCCGUGGAUCGCUACUCCAUCGACAACGUGGAGGAGAUCGUGCGUGAAGGAGCAGCUAUCAAUGAUCGCACCUUCAAGAUUCCCCCGGAUUUCCGCCAGCAGCUGGAGCAACUCAGUGAGCGGUUGAAGAACCAGCCUGCACCUGCUCCUUGGCGGGAUUUGUGGAAGGGAAAGCGGGCCAAGACGCACAUGGUGGCCGCCCACUUGGCACUCGCCUUCUUCGUGAUCAACUUCAUGGGCAUGCUGCUCAACAUCAGGUCCUUCGGAAGGGACUAUCUGGUCCCGAACACCAUUGCCAUGGGAUUUUCGGAGAUCAUUGGCUGCUUCUUGGCUCUUCACUUUGCACUCAAGCACAACAAGUGGAAAUGGCAAUGCGCAGGGGUCUUCAACAUUUUGGCAGGAAUUCUGGGAUGCAUGGGUUGGAUCUUCACCAAUGCAGACUCCAUGGAUGCGGAUCUGAAAGUCAGCCUGUGGAUGAUCAUCGCCACGAUUCCCAAGGCGGCUGUCUCCUGUGCCCAAUCGAUGAUCCUGGCCUGCAUGAACGAGCUGAUGCCGGCGAACAAGAAGCAGCUCUUCGUCUUCUCCGUAGUCACCUGGGCUCGAGUCUGGCUCCUUUCGGCUCCGUUCUUCAAUGUCCUGAAAAAGAUCGAUACGGCCAUGUCCUUGACCUCCUACUGUGUAUUCAGCAUUCUGGGAGGCAUCUGCACCAGCCUUCUUCUCACCCCCAGAUUGAGCGUUUCCCCGGUUGUCCCGCAAGUGGAACCAAGUGACAAGAAGGAGCAGUCACCACUGAAUGCUCCAGUUUGGACCGUCGAAUCCGAUGUGAACAAUACUCGACUGUAGGCAGAAGGAGUUGCUGAGUUUGCCAAUUAAUAGUCUUUCUUAAGACCUCUAAUUAAAAAUUCUUCUGUGAUUAUCUUAAGUAAAAUGUUAUUUUAAAUGCUUAACGUUUCUCUACAAAAUAUAUUUUUUGACUCUUAAGCAAAUGUUUUA
Drosophila ficusphila is the source of this 2224-nucleotide messenger RNA. Its product is annotated as solute carrier family 22 member 13. Bases 338 to 2074 code for a protein of 578 amino acids. The transcript is spliced from 5 exons. NCBI's taxonomy places the organism in Eukaryota, Metazoa, Arthropoda, Insecta, Diptera, Drosophilidae. The record is from RefSeq and is a predicted model, not a curated record. Gene Ontology annotation, molecular function: transmembrane transporter activity. Gene Ontology annotation, biological process: transmembrane transport.